Messenger RNA from Amaranthus tricolor (Joseph's coat), 3907 nucleotides. Its product is annotated as DNA-directed RNA polymerase 2B, chloroplastic/mitochondrial-like. Gene Ontology annotation, biological process: mitochondrial transcription. Gene Ontology annotation, molecular function: DNA-directed RNA polymerase activity; DNA binding. Gene Ontology annotation, cellular component: mitochondrial DNA-directed RNA polymerase complex. The coding region runs from base 195 to 3311 and encodes 1038 amino acids. NCBI's taxonomy places the organism in Eukaryota, Viridiplantae, Streptophyta, Magnoliopsida, Caryophyllales, Amaranthaceae. The transcript is spliced from 19 exons. The record is from RefSeq and is a predicted model, not a curated record.
UUUUCCUAACACAAAAAAAGAGCAGCAAAAACAAAGGUUUUAGGAGGGGUUUUCAACAGUAUAGGUUUAAUCUUUAUACCAGUCCAAGCUGGUUUGAGUCUCAUCACCAUCAUAUUUCUGGGAAAAAAAGCCAACUUAUUUAUCUAUUUCAACUCUUCAAUUUCUACAUUUUCAUUUAAAAUUUUAUCAAUUACAUGUUGAUGUCUAGUAGUAAUCUCUCUACACUUCCUGCAAAUUUCUCGCAGAGUUUUGAUUAUUCCAUUCCAGUUUAUAAAUCAAGUAGCAAUUUUCUGGUAAACCAAUUAUUUGAUUCCAGAAUUAUGUGGGGAAAUGUGGGUAAACAUGCAAUUACAAGAAAUUCAAGGUUAUGUUUGAAUAGAUUUAAUCUUUCGCGUAAUUACAGCUUUUUAGGGGUUACUUCUGAUUUAUUUAGUUGUGAGAACUUGAAAAUUAGGUCAUUUCAAUUAGGGUUUUGUAAAAAAUUCAACUUUUCUGAGGUUGGUAUUUGUAGAAAUGGUGGGUUUUUGCUGAAUGAAGAGUUUGUGGAAAACCCCAUUUCAGUAUUUUUGGGUAUUCAACCUAAUUCAAAUAUUUUGUGUCCAAAAGGGUAUGCUAGUGUUGUUGAAGCUGAGUUAGUGAGCUCAACUGAUUUUGAGGAUGAUCUUUCAUUGUUUGAUGAAAUUCAGGAAUUAGUGGAGGAGAUGAGAAAAGAAGAGAAGAGGGAAAAAUGGAGGGAAUUAAGGCAACAUAAGCCGAAAGUUGUUGUGGGUUUGCCGCCUUUUAGGUACCACACUCUUAGGAAUAGGCAAAUAAAGCUUGAAACUGAGUCAUGGCAACAGGCAGCAAAUGAAUAUAGGGAGCUUUUGGCUGAUAUGUGUGAGCUUAAGCUAGCUCCUAAUUUGCCUUAUGUCAAGUCAUUGUUUCUUGAUUGGUUUGAACCAUUAAGGGAUAGCAUUAUGGAAGAGCAAGAAUUGAUUAGGCAAGGGAGGUGUAGAGCUGGAUAUGCAUUGUAUUUUGAUCAAUUACCUGCAGAUAUGAUGGCAAUUAUAACAAUGCAUAAGUUGAUGGGAAUGUUAAUGACUGGAAGUGGAUAUGGCACUGCAAAGGUUGUUCCAGUUGCGUGUGCCAUAGGCGAAGCCGUUGAACAAGAAGUAAGGAUACACAUGUUUUUAGAGAAAACAAAGAAGAAAAAGGGUGACCAAAAUAGAACUUCUGAGGAAGGUGGCUUUGAUGCUGAGAUUCAAAAGCAACAGCAUUUGAGAAAAAGUGUGGAUAACUUAAUCAAGAAGCAAAAGCGAAAACAAGCCCUGAAAAUAGUUGCUUCUCAUGAUGACUCUAAGCCAUGGGGUGCAGAUGCAAAGGCUAAGGUUGGGAGCCGUCUGAUUGAGAUGCUAAUCAAUACUGCAUACAUACAACCUCCAGCUAAUCAGUCAGCUUGUGAUCCUCCUGACAUCCGGCCUGCGUUUGUGCACUCAUUAAGGAAUUGUGGACGUGAGAACAAAAAAACUGGUCGAAGAUAUGGGAUAAUCGAAUGUGACCCGCUGAUUAUCAAUGGUCUAGAGAAAACUCCAAGGCACAUGGUGAUCCCCUAUAUGCCAAUGCUGGUACCGCCCGAAAAAUGGACUAGUUAUGACAAAGGUGCGUACUUGGUUUUGCGAUCAUUUGUCAUGCGAACUCAUGGAUGCAAACAUCAGCGGGAAGCAGUUAAGAGAGCCCCUGUGGAACAGCUAGAAUCAGUCUUUGAGGCCUUAGAUACACUUGGACACACGAAAUGGAGGGUAAAUAGAAAAGUUCUUAGCAUCAUUGAGAGGAUAUGGGCUUAUGGAGGUCGUCUGGCUGAUUUGGUUGAUCGAGAUGAUGUUCUUUUGCCAGAAAAACCAGAUGAUGAUGAUGAAACUCAACUUAAAAAAUGGAAGUGGAAACUCAGGUCUGUGAAAAAGGAGAAUCGGGAAAGGCAUUCUCAACGAUGUGAUGUAGAACUCAAACUUGCGGUUGCUCGAAAAAUGAAGGACGAGGAAGGAUUUUUCUAUCCACAUAAUGUUGAUUUUCGUGGGCGAGCAUAUCCCAUGCACCCAUACUUGAACCAUCUAGGGUCUGACAUGUGUCGAGGUGCUUUAGAGUUUGCAGAGGGCCGUGCCCUUGGAAAAGCAGGUUUACGUUGGUUAAAAAUACAUGUGGCAAAUCUAUAUGCUGGUGGCGUUGACAAAUUAUCUCUAGAUGGUCGACUAGCUUUUACCGAGAACAAUUUGGAUGAAAUAUUUGAUUCUGUGGAUAAGCCUCUGGAAGGAAGGUGUUGGUGGUUGAAUGCGGAAGAUCCUUUUCAGUGUUUGGCUGUCUGUAUUGAAUUAGCUGAAGCUCUGAGAAGUCCCUGUCCUGAGGUGUAUAUUUCACAUAUUCCAGUUCAUCAGGAUGGUUCAUGCAAUGGAUUACAGCAUUAUGCUGCUCUUGGGAGAGAUAAGUUGGGAGCAGAGGCUGUCAAUCUUGUUGCUGGUGAGAAACCUGCAGAUGUUUACUCGGGCAUAGCUGCCAGGGUUCUUGCCAUCAUGCAAGCAGAUGCAGAAAAAGACCCUACUGUGUUUCCAGAUGCUGUACUUGCAAGGCAGCUUGUCACUCAGAUCGACAGAAAAUUGGUCAAGCAGACGGUGAUGACCUCAGUGUAUGGUGUCACUUAUGUUGGUGCUAGAGAGCAGAUCAAGAGGAGGUUGAAGGAACGUGCUGCAUUCAGCGAUGACGCAGAACUUUAUGGUGCAGCCUGUUAUACUGCUAAAAUUACAUUGACUGCAUUGGGGGAGAUGUUUCAAGCUGCCCGUAGUAUCAUGAGUUGGCUUGGUGAAUGUGCAAAGAUUAUUGCAUCAGAAAAUCAGCCUGUGAGGUGGACAACACCGCUAGGUCUUCCUGUUGUGCAGCCUUACUGCAAAAAAGGCAGACAUCUGAUUAGGACAUCUCUUCAGAUUUUGACCCUGGAAAGAGAGACUGAAAAGAUUAUGAUUAAGCGGCAGAGAACAGCGUUUCCACCAAAUUUUGUUCACUCCCUAGAUGGUUCGCAUAUGAUGAUGACUGCAGUUGCUUGCAAAAAGGCUGGCUUAAACUUUGCAGGUGUUCAUGAUUCAUACUGGACUCAUGCAUGUGAUGUGGAUCAGAUGAACAGAAUACUUCGCGAAAAGUUUGUUGAACUAUACGAACAACCAAUAUUGGAAAAUUUGUUGGAAAGUUUUCAGCAAUCGUUUCCCACACUAUCUUUCCCACCUCUACCGGAGCGAGGCGACUUUGAUCUGAAGGAAGUUUUGGACUCUCCAUAUUUCUUCAACUAAGCGAACAGGAACAAUUGCGUUAAUUUCUCCCCCGCCAUCUACAAUCUCUCGGGCAGGCACACCAUGCUCUUGAUUGUUGUGUAAGACGGAUAGCUUCUGUGUGGCAUGUUUACACAAGAACGCAAUAGCCUUGAUACUGAAAGAUUUGAGUCGGCCAAGCAUGCUUACACGGAUUGAAAUUUCUAUUCAGCUGUUGGGCGCUGGCUGCCUUUUGACUCGAAGCCACUGAAACAUCAUUGUAUGAUAGUCUAUCUUGAAGCUCAAAGGCCAGCACGUUCUUGAAACUGAAGUUCAGGAUACCAUCCUUGUCAAUUUUCAUGAUUCUCGACAUUCUUGGUACUUGGAACAUAGUUACUACUUUCUCUCAUUCAUUUUGCUACACUGCAGUUUACGAUGUCAGUACUUUUCAAUGUAAAUGUAGCAAAAUUAAUGAAACAGAAAAGUAUGAUAGUAUUGAUAGAUAGACAAUGUUUUGUAUGUAAUGUAUAGAAAGAGUUACCCUUACUGUAUAGAUAUAUAUAUACUUCUAUAUACUUUAUACUUUUAUGUAAGAGGACCCCCUAUUUCAUUAGUUGAAUAUGUAAAGUAGGAAAUCA